CCUCUCAUUCUCUAGAACAUUGCGUUACCUUGAUCGCCUCGAGGCGUGUAGUUCUCUCCUUACCGUCUACUCACCCAAAGGGCGCCCGCAAUCCAUUGCCCUCGCCCAGCAUGUCGAGCCAACAACAGGCCCUCAUCCUCGACACAAUUGUCGCGAUGAGGAAAGCCUUGAAAAGAAAAGCUUAUGAGUCUGACUCUGACUCUUCGAUCGAACAUGACACCAACCGAGGAUACAAGUUGAAAAGGAGAGCCAGAUUCGUCAGACGUGGACACUUGCCUCCAUCCAUGGCGCCCGGGGUAUUCAAAGAGGUCGUUGACCACGCUGGCUUCCAGCGUGCGAUAAUCAACCGUAACCCACCCCUUAUCGACGAGGACGGCUACGAGAUCGAUAGCGACGACAAUGAAGAGCGUAUCCAAGAAGCCAUGGCUGCCGUCGCAGAUUCUAAUCCAUAUUCAUCCGUCCAUCUCGAGCAGAUUUUGGCACCACUCACCUCUCUGACCGAACUACCAAACCACCCCACGUUAUCACGUCCCUUCACCUCGAAGGCGUUGACAGAGCUCGUCGCUCAGGGCCGCGACCUGAUGCAUAAGGAAAACGCCGCUCUGUGGAAGGUCAGGCCCCUGCUUACACGACUUCAAGGCGACCAUACUUGGGCGCCUUGCGGCAUGAUGACGGAACCGAGCAAUUUCGACCUAUUCUCCGAAGACUACGUUCCGCGCUUUCACGGCCGCCCGGCGCAAGCCUCCACGGUGCGGAGCGCGGGCACGCCGACGAUAAGCGGGAGUGGUCCUGCAGAGGAUGGCGCAGCAGGCAACGGGGAGGCGUCUAAGCCUGCUGAAAAUAAGAACAGCCCAAGUAACCAGGAGCCUGCGCCGACGGAGGGUGGUCCAGAUGCAAGCCAGGAUCCAGAUAACGUCAGCAGCGACAAGCCCGUGGAGCCGGUCUCGGGAGAGCAGAGCAAGUCGGCCGUCCUCGAUGCUACGAACCGAGAAAAGGACGAAAGCGAGGCGCAGACAAACGGUCAAACAAGUAACGAAACCAAUAAUGAAAACGGGCGCCGGCCAAGUCGCGCCGGCCAGACCACAACCGCAGCAGCAGCAGCAGCAGUAAUGGAGGCCCAGGAAGCAGAUGUGGAGAUGGCUGAAGCCCCAGAGGCCGAGGCUGACACAGGAAAGCCCAGUAACCCUGGGUCAUACCACAGCGGCAGUCGAGCCUUGUCCAUGAAUCCAGACAUGACGGACGAUCUUUUUAUACACCCCCUAUUCCUCGCACCCCGAUCGGCCCUUCCGGCCCGAGACCAAGGUCUUCCAGAACCGGAAGCCGACGAUGUCCGGCGGCUCUUGCAGCUCUACGUCCAGAAGCAGGAGGAGGUAUGCCGGGGGACCACAAAUUUGUACAUGGGCCUGCUCAAAGCGGACAGGCGUCGAAAGACGGUGUUGAAGUGGUCCAAGGCAGAGGCCCACUGCGGCGAUAGGCGGGACAUGUCUGACGGUGAGGACUGGUACGACAAGGAAGAGUGGGGCCUCGUGGAGGACUUGAAGAAGGGCCAGGACGAGGAGGAGGAGGACACGGCCCAGACACAGAAGAAGACGAGGAAUAGGAGGUAGUCGUCGUCUGCCUGGGUACGGGCGAAGGAGGGGGUUGUCCCUGGGAGCCGAGCUCUCUGAUCUUGAUAUGAGGGUAUUGGAAGCGCUCCGAAUUAUCAUGUCUCUGAUUUAUCUACCUGUCUUCCUAUGUUGAGCAAAAUCCACCAUUUUCCUUUCUCUCGGCGUGCUGCACAGGCCUCACUGUCCAUCCUUAAAGUAUUACUUGCUCCCGGCGUCAGCCACCAGUCUAGGGAUCUUUAACAGCAACCGCAC
Phialemonium atrogriseum is the source of this 1859-nucleotide messenger RNA. Its product is annotated as RXT2-like protein. Bases 111 to 1607 code for a protein of 498 amino acids. The transcript is spliced from 4 exons. Gene Ontology annotation, cellular component: cytosol; Rpd3L complex. Gene Ontology annotation, biological process: negative regulation of silent mating-type cassette heterochromatin formation; negative regulation of rDNA heterochromatin formation. The record is from RefSeq and is a predicted model, not a curated record. NCBI's taxonomy places the organism in Eukaryota, Fungi, Ascomycota, Sordariomycetes, Cephalothecales, Cephalothecaceae.